This is a messenger RNA of Microtus oregoni (creeping vole), 4107 nucleotides long. Its product is annotated as fibronectin type III domain containing protein 3C1-like. The transcript is spliced from 26 exons. Gene Ontology annotation, molecular function: protein binding. The coding region runs from base 1 to 4107 and encodes 1368 amino acids. The record is from RefSeq and is a predicted model, not a curated record. Lineage: Eukaryota; Metazoa; Chordata; Mammalia; Rodentia; Cricetidae.
AUGGAACAUCAACUUGCACCUUUUCUUUCUGAAAUACCUCCGGCAGUGCCAAUUAUCAAUGGAGAUCCCAUGUACCCUAUGGAGAAUUACAUUCUGGACCCCAACGCCAUGGCAGCAUAUCCUAAUUAUUCACACACCAUGAAUCAACCCAAGAUAUAUAAUACCUGGCCUUCUUGUCCCCAAUACUGGACUCAAAUUGUAAUCGUUCAAGUUAAUCCUGGAGAGGUCCUUACGAUAAAAGCUGAUGAUGGGUCCUUUCAGCACAUUCAAGGACCAGCAGACGUACCUCUGAUAGCACCAACCGGUAAUUUGCCACCAAUAUACCUUCCUCCUGGUUACAUAUCUCAGGUGGUGGAUGAAAACGGAAUUCAAAAAAUCAUCGUUGUGCCUCAGACACUUGACUACCACAUGCCCCUGACUGCUCCUGUGCAGCAGCUCUCACCCUUCAUAGCACCGCCACCGCUGACAUUCCCUCAGGCCUCUCAGCUUAUGUAUCCCCCAAUUCACGGGGAAUUCCCAAUACCUUACUUCCAAGAAGCUGCUCCGCAGCAGAUGCCACCACCUCUAGCACUACCACCACCACCGCUGCGACCACCACCAGCAACAUUUAUAUACCAGGAGCAUCAUGAAACCUAUACUCAUGGAAGAGUAAAUCAUAACCAGUUUCAUGAGAGGACUGUUAAAAUGGGAGAAUAUUCAAAGAAGAAAAUGAGAGAUCAUCAAUUUGGUGAACAGAAGACUAGCUCCAUGUUUAAUGACACUUCUUUGCUUCUGAACAAAGUCAUUGACAUGUCCGGUACUUUUAGUUCUCUUUGUCCUUACACUGUGGUGGAUACUCCUCCAGGCAUUAACACUGAUAACAAUACUUCAAGCACUUGCUCUCUGAAUGCUGUCUUAAGCACUUGCACCAUUGACAAUACUCCAAAAACCUACAUUGCCGACACUCUUCCAGACAUUAACACUACUGACACAAUCACUAGUUCCUCUGAACAUACCCCUAGCACUUCUACCUCAAACGCUACUCUUUGCUCUGACAUCAUUAAUAGUGCUCCAGGUCCUUCCAGAAUUGCUCAGGAUCCAGUCACCUCUGAUGGAACUCAAAAGUCAUCAAAUACCGAGAGUACUCCAAGCUAUAUUUCUGAGAGUGAUCGCAACAUUUUCAUCUCUGAAAACACUCAUCUCCCCUCUUCAAUUAAUAAUGUGUUCAGACCUUCUGGUGCUGCCAGCAUUUCCAAUAAUACCAGGGCUUAUACUGAAGAUAAUCAUGGAACGAGAGAGAAUAAUGUGGAAGGUGAAGACAAUAAGCAGAUAUCAGGUGGAAAACAAAGGAAGAAUGAGUCGACAAAUGCCAUACUACAAGAAAACAAUACAGAAUACAGAGCACAGCCCUGCUGUUCCAACCUUGAAAAGCCUGUGGUUUCUAAUAUCCAAACAAGAUCUGCUACUAUUUCAUGGAAUCUGACCUGUACUGAAAAAUGUGAUCAUAUUAAUUCUCCUGUGACAUUUGAAGUGGCACUGUCUAGCAAUGGUAAAAAUGGAUUCUAUAAAAACAUUUAUAAUGGUAAUGAGGGUACUGUGGCCCUACAUCAUCUCCAGCCCUGCACAGUCUACUUUUUAAGAGUUACAACCAUAAGAGACACAGAGCACAGAAAUGUGUCUGAAGUGGUUAGUUUCACAACACGUGGCUGUGAACCAGACCCUCCACUUGCACCUAAACUAAUUAGCAGAACCAAGAACAGCCUGAAUCUGCAGUGGAAAGGUUCCAAAGAUAAUGGAUCCAAAAUAAGCAGCUUUCUUUUGGAAUGGGAUGAGGGUAAAGGUGAAGAGUUCAAAAGUUGCUACAGUGGUCCCACUAAACAGCACAAGAUCUUUAAACUGACUGCUUCUACGAAGUAUGCAUUCAGAUUAGCUGCCAAAAAUCACUUCGGCUCCAGUAAUUACAGUGAAAUAGCCGUCUUCCACACAUCAGGAAACACACCUCCGGCACCGCUGCCUCCUAAGUUGAAAGAAGCAGGAGUCUAUAGUUUGUCACUGGAAUGGUGUGCCCCAACAAACCCAAACCCAAAUGACACUCUUACUUAUGUCCUCGAGAUGGAAGAACCAAGAUCUGGAUUGGGUUUUAAACCUAAAUACAAUGGAGAAGAUCUCUCGUGCAUUGUAAAAAAUCUUCAGAGAAAUACUACAUACAAGUUUCGGAUUUUUGCCUACAAUCUGGAAGGAAGAAGCAACCCCAGUGGAGAAGUAAAAUAUUCUACUUGUCCAGCCAAGCCUGGAUACCCUAAAAAACCUUAUGUAGUGGGAGCAAUCCAUGCACGCCAAGUAAAAAUUGGCUGGGACUCCCCCAGAGACAAUGGUGGGAUGCACAUUUCAAGUUACAGUUUAGAAGUCAGUGAAAAUUCAGAUGGUGCAAAUCUUUGGAAGAUAAUCUACAAUGGCACUCUCCAGGAAUUUCUGUACGAUGGCCUCCAACCAGGCACCACAUAUAAACUGAGAGUCUUUUGCACUUCACCUGUAGGCCAAAGCCAGCCUUCUGAUGUAUUGACAAUUCAGACACCCACUCUACCUCCUGCGUCUUGUCGCUCACUGCCCUUAAACAGUAAAACCAAGUGCAAAGACAUAAACCUUGACAAUCGCUCCGUUAAUGGGAACUUGGAAACAGUCGUGCGUGGCAAAAAAGCAAAAGGUCCCCGGAAUGACAGAAAGGAGUACUCUGGCUCCAAAAAGAAAUGUAAACUUGGAUCUCAUUCUAUGAAGUGUGGAACUGUACCAGCCCGGCACCCUCCUUCUCAGUGUGGUACACCUGUGCUAACCUGCAAGGGUCCAACCUGUGUUGUUGUCAGUUGGGAGAUUCCUAAAUGCAAUGGUGCUGAAAUCACCGAUUACCGACUGCAGUGGGGACAAGUUGAAGAUUCCAUGCACUUGAUUUACACUGGCCCUUGUUUGCGGUAUGAAGUCAAAGGCCUUAUUCCAGCAACCACGUAUUUUUGCAGAGUCCAGGCUGUCAAUAUAGUUGGGGUUGGAAUGUUUGGAGGAACUGGAAAAGUAACUACACCGGGAACUGUACCUGCCAUAGUUCCAAUGUUACAAGAAGUUGAAGACAAAGUUCCUGCCAAACUGUCUUCAUCUUGCAUAGCUAUCCGAUGGGAGGAGCCAGACUGCCAUGGUUCUCCCAUCACUGGAUAUAACAUCGAGUAUGGAGAUAAAAAAAUCUUGACUGUUGAUAGAGUAACAGAGUAUGUUCUGAAAAAUCUACAGCCUAAUACUACAUACAGAAUCAGAAUUCAAGCUAUUAAUCAUUACGGACUAAGCCCUUUUAGCCCAUCAAUAAGAAGCAAAACCAAACCAAUACUACCCGCACCUCCACAGCUUGAUUGUGUGGUCCAAGGACACCAGAGUCUCAGACUCAAAUGGGGGAAUGCAUCACGGAAAAAAUCACAUGCCAACUCUAUAAGCUACAACUUACUAAUGGAAGAUCGAUCUGGCAGAUUUUCUGUCAUUUACCAUGGGCCUGAUCUGACUCACAAAGUGCAAAAAUUGAGUGAAUAUACACAAUACAAGUUUAAAAUCCAGGCAUGUAAUGAAGCUGGUGAGGGACCACAGUCUGAUGUCUACACUUUCACUACAACAAAAACCCCACCUGGUGCUCUUAAAGCCCCUAAAUUACAUCCACUGAAAAGCAACAGUUGUGAGAUCAAAUGGGAUUCCUUGGAGCCAAUUAAAGGUGAUCCCAUUGUUUACUGUCUUCAAGUCGUCACUGGAAAGAAAGCUGAACAGAUUUACAAAGGACCGAAUACCACCUUUUCCUUUUCCAACUAUCUUGCAAAUUCAAGAUAUCGCUUCAAGGUCUGUGCCGGACGCCAAUAUGAAAAUUCUGAUGGCAUACAAGAGCUCUGGGGGCCAUAUAGCUCCAGCUCACUUUUGUCAACUUAUAAGCAUCAGUCUGGGCAUGGCAAAGGGAGUGGAGGGAAAGGAAGAGGGAACCACAAUGACAAUGAAAAGUACAAGACAGAAAUGAGUGAUGAUACCUUUGUUUUAACCCUUCUGAUAGGAUUUGCACUUAUUGCCAUUUUGUGUGCUGUUGCAAUUCAGUACUUCCUGAUCAACUAG